Dermatophagoides pteronyssinus (European house dust mite) is the source of this 1982-nucleotide messenger RNA. RefSeq lists its product as uncharacterized. Gene Ontology annotation, molecular function: RNA binding. NCBI's taxonomy places the organism in Eukaryota, Metazoa, Arthropoda, Arachnida, Sarcoptiformes, Pyroglyphidae. The record is from RefSeq and is a predicted model, not a curated record.
UAAAGUACAAAAAAAAACAAAAAUCUUUUUUUCUUGUUAAUGAGAAUUGAUAACCUUAUAUUGAAUAAUACGUACAUUUUGAACUAAAACAACAAAAAUGCCGGCUAAUCUUUUAUGCGAUUUUGCCGAUAUAAUAUCAUCAACAUCGACAAUGAUUGGAAAUAAUAAUAAUGUGAAUGGUGGUUUCUUUGAAACAACAAUCGGCCACAAUAAUAAUAAUGAUCUUCAACAACAACAACAACAACGUCGAACAUUUUCCAUUAAUGAUGAUUGUACAACAAAUGAUUUUUCAAAUGAAUUUAAUCAAUGGUUACAAAUGUCUGAUCAACAACAACAACAACAAUCGAAUAAUAUGAAUCAAUUACGAUCAUCAACAGUUAAUUCAUUAUUAAAUGCAUUAAAUAAUAUUAAUGGUAAUAAUAAUAAUAAUCAUCAUCAAAAUAAUGAUCAUCAAAUGAUGCUUAAAGCGGCUAUUGCAAAUGCAACCCCUGUAUCAACAACAACAUCAGCAACAGCAAUGACAAUGAAACGUAGCCAGAAUACAACCGAAUGUGUUCCAGUACCAUCAUCAGAACAUGUGGCUGAAAUUGUUGGUCGUCAAGGUUGUAAAAUAAAAGCAUUGCGUGCAAAAACAAAUACUUAUAUAAAAACACCGGUACGUAAUGAAGAACCAGUGUUUGUUGUUACUGGACGUAAAGAAGAUGUUAAUGCUGCAAAACGUGAAAUAUUAUCAGCUGCUGAACAUUUUAGCCAGAUACGUGCACAACGUAAAAAUAAUCCGGGUAAUAUGGGACCAGCACCAAAUGCACAUCUACCUGGUCAUAUUACUAUACAGGUACGUGUACCAUAUCGUGUUGUUGGUCUGGUUGUCGGACCAAAAGGGGCAACAAUCAAACGUAUACAACAGCAAACAAAUACUUAUAUAAUAACACCAUCAAGAGAAAAAGAUCCGGUAUUUGAGGUAACCGGAUUAUCCGAUGAUGUUGAUACUGCACGUAAAGAAAUUGAAGCUCAUAUUGCUUUUCGAACUGGUGGUAUAAUCGAUUCACAAGCCGGAUCCAUCGGUACACCCGAUGAAAGUACAACAACUGGAACAGGCUCAGAUUUUUCCAAUUCACCAUUACUUUCUUCAUUCGAUAAUCUAUUCAUUUCUUGCUUAACGAAUAAUAAAUGUAAUGAUUUCUUCCUGUCAUCAUCAUCUGCUGCUGCUGCAUCAACAACAACAACAACGUCUACGACAAAAUCAUCAUUUUUGAAUCAUUCACCAUCAAUGACCACCAAAUUGAUGGGUAAUAAUAAUUCAUUAAUACAUCAACAACAACAGCAACCAUCAUUGAAAAGUCAAACAUUUAAAGAACUUUGUUCAAUAUUUCAUAUGAAUGAUCCUCAUCAUCAUUCAUCAUUAUCAGCAUCACCACCGAAUUCAUUAACAUCUGGCCAGACAAGUAAUGGAUCUUAUGAUAUUGAUGAAGGUUUAGGGGAUUCACCAACAUCAUUUGAUCAUUUAUUAUCUAUUCAUAAUAAUAAUAAGAAUAAUGUUUAUAAUUCAUUAUCAUCAAUGUGGCCAUCAUCAUCAAAUGAAUCAUCAACAACAUCAUCAACAAGAACGGGUUCAUUUCAAUUAAUUGAUGAUUAUAAUAAUGAUAAUUCAUUUUUGAUCAGCAAUAAUAAUAAUAAUAACAUUGAAACAUCAUUAAUGAUGAUUACAAAUAAUAAUAAUAAUAUGGAUCAACGUCGAUCAAGUUUAGAAUCAAAUAUUCCAAAUAAUCAUAAUCAUUUAUCAUUAGCAUCCGUAUCAGCAUCACCAUCAUCAUUAUCCGGUAUUGGUUCAUCUUCAAUCAUAUAAUCAAUAUAUAUAUAGAUGUAUGUGUUUGUGUUUAUGUCAAACGUUUUUUUUUCUUGUUUCAAUUUAAAAGAUUCAAAUUCACUGAAAACUGCCAAUACUUCUUUCUUUCUUUUUUGUUCUUUGGAAACCACAUAUA